AUGUCGGCCGCAGGUUCUAAUUCGAGGCCACUCAAAUCCGCCUUUGCAAACAAGAGAAAACAGGGUGCUCCAGGAGACAAUGGCCGCGAUGGAGGAGGGAAUGGUGGCGGAGGCGGCUGGGCGCAGAAACGCGUCAAGAUCCGCCAGGACAGAGAGAUAGCUGCGCAACAGUCAGAAGCUGCUCUCAAAGACGGCGAGCUAGAUCUGCAGGCGUUUCUGAACGCGCGUGAGUUCGAGAUUAAGGCCCUCGAGGAAAGCAUGCGGCACACCAAGGCCGAGGCUACGAGCCGCGCUUUUCAGCAAGUUCCCCGCGGCAUGCGACGACGGACGGCGAGUCACAAUGCGAAGAGGGUACCUAAAAGGCUGCGGAGGAGGGCGCUGAAAGAGAUGAUGGAGGACAACACGCCAGUCGUGAUCUCGAGACGCAGAAAACCCAAAACGACGAGAGCAAGGAUCCGCGCAGAGACGGCGAAGAGGCUGGGUACCUUGGCGGAGAAGAAGCGCAAAAGGCAGGCAAAGGCAGCCAAGGAAAAAGAGAAUAAUGGGGAGGCAGGCGAGGUGGCGAAUGGAGGCAGGGUUACGGUCACGACGAGGGCGCCGAGAGUCAAGAUACGACGGAACCAACUCAACGAUCCACCGAAGCGUAAAUCAAAGUUCAGGAAGCGCCAGAUCAACAAGACCUGGUUACCGACACAUCUGUGGCAUGCGAAGCGAGCGAGGCUGACCGAGCCCAAGAAUCCCCUUUGGAGGUUCGCUAUACCCCUGACGCCCAACGAGAAAGUAUACCGAGCGACACAUCGCGCACAGGGGGAGAAAGGCGUGGUUGCUUGGGAUACGAGCUACAUAAGCACAAUCGGGCUCUAUGGUACUGCCAAGGGUGUAGAAACAGUUUUGCGCAAGCUGGGCGUCACACAGGAAAGCUGUUGGAACGACAGGGGAGCCAGGUGGAGGACUGGUACUCGGCAUUGGACGGGCUUCUUGAGCAAGGAGAUCCGAGAUGUAAGACGAGAUAUAUGCCCUGCUUCAAUUGUCUGGAACCCGGAGUCUGCACCAGAAACCUCCACUUCGGAAGGCACAGCCAAACCGGACAAAACUCAAAGGCAGGUCUUUGUCAGAGUUCACCCAUCCGCAUUCCUUGAGGUCUUCAACGAGCUUCUUCGGUUGGUGAAGAUGCAGAACCCUAGACCAUACAUUGAAGACUUGCGGUUUGAGAUUGGCAGCAUUGAACUCACCGGCCCAGCUUCGACUGAAGCUCUCAUGGGUAUCCUGCACCCAUAUCACACGAAGGAGCAGUCUAAGGAGCAACACGCAGAGGUGUUUGGAGGCCUUACCAGCGUGAUGAGCCCAGCAACACUUCCUCCGAACGCCGUCCUUGCGUUUUCCAUUAUGGACCCCCGCCUUCGAUAUCCCCCGAAAAAGGUAAACGCGCCAAACCCAGAUGAUGAGACGGUGCAAAAUGCAGCCCUGAAAUUGCUGGCAGAGUGGCCGACAGACUCGGGCUUGAAGCCUUACGGUCUAUUUCAAAGAGACGCCCGGGCCACAGCAUCUCAACUUCCGUCUCAAAAGUCAAUAGAUCGACGGAAGGGAGCAAAACGGCCUGGCACGCUUCUUGAUGUUUCUGACAUCGACCCAGCAAUUCCCAUUCUUCUGCUGGCUUCCCGCUCAGGCACAGGCACACAAGUGCAGGGCAAUUGGACACUACUGGCGCCAUGGAGGUGUAUCCAACCGAUCUGGCAUAGCCUCGUGCACUUUCCCUUAACCUCGGGGGGGAAUCCACGUUUUUCGGGUCUGAAUGAGAUCAGGCAGGUCGCGUUUGAGCGAAACCAGCCAUGCUUCCCAUUCGACCACUUGGGAACCAACGCUGGCGCAGAGUGGGAACUGGAGGAGCGUGAAAAGCGAAAGCGAGAAUGGGAGCGUCGGCCCAAGAGCAAACGUGUAGCUUGGGAGUCACUCGAUCUAGGAGCUGGGCGCAAAGGAGAGAUUGGAAACGGCUUCGCUUGCGAUAUCGAGUAUUUGUUCCAAAAGAAGACACAAGCCACGACUACGCCAUCUCCUGACAAAAUGGACGUGGAUAGGCCUGCCACUGAAAAGGAAUCAUGCUCAGGGACCUCUACUGGAGGAUUUCUCAAGACCCUUCACCAGGUCCGAAAGGAUCUGUUCAAGGCAUGCACAUCAGCAACGAGACCUACGCCUCUCCCAGAACGCGCCGUUAUCAACGUCAAUGUUUCCAUGCUCAGCCGCGGUGUAGCAAAAACUUGCGCUAGGAUUUAUCGUCUACCGGCACGCCCGAAAUCCGUCCUCCCUGCCUCCUCGGCCGAGGUCCCUGCAACGGUACCGCCCCAGCCAAAGUCUACCAAUGGCCUACCUUACGAUCUCCGCAGCCAGUGGCUCGCGGUUUUGCCUGACUCACCGUCCAAGGUUUCCAAGAGCCAAGUACAAACAAAGCAGCGAAUUCCCCCGAACGCAGACCUCCAAACGCGCAAGAAGCUUCUGGCUCAGACCCUGGUCAGUCCCGCAGAAUUUCCACCGCCUAAGCCCAAUCAGACAGAUAUGAACGGCCAUCCACUGGUCCCUAACGAGGAAGACCUCAUCGGUUUCGUUACGACGGGCUCAUACUCACUGAGUGAGGGCAGAGCGACGGCCAUCGGAUGUCUUUCGGCCGAAAGGGCUGCAGAGGCUCUUAGGGAAGGGAGAAAGAGCGGAGAGGGCAACUUAUGCAUUAGUAACGAACACCGCUUGAAGUUUCACCUCACGCCUUAUUUCACAAUGGCUACAGAGCCCUUCCCUAAGCCUACCUCGAUCACGGGCGGCUGCCUCUGCAGCUCCAUCCGUUACCGCGUUGACUUUCCACCAUCACAUGACUUUGUCUCGGCCUCACACACUUGCCAAUGCACCCAAUGCCGGCGCACCACAGGUUGCCUCUUCCUCUCGCUUCAUUCGGUGCCUCGUUCCGCCUUCACCUUCAUCCCCUCCGCCAUGACGAAGGAUACGGCGACGUCGGAACCGACAACUCUAAAAUCAUACCGCACGACUCCAGGAGCUGAGCGCUGCUUUUGCGGUGAUUGCGGCUCGUUUCUCUUUUGGCGAUCCGACGCUGAGGACGAGAUGUAUCUAGCCGCCGGGUGUGUUGACCCUGAAUUCCUCUUCGGCGAGGAGCGCGGCCCUGAAGGGGACGAAGCUGCGGGCAAGCAGAGAAAUGAAGGGUUCGGUAGGGCGUUGGCUGGGGCGAAGACGCACGUGUGGUGCGCCAACGAGAUCGCUGGCGUCACCGACUCUAUGUUGCGAGGCAAGAAAAUAGAAAGGGGUUCAGAGCAAGGGGUCAUUUUAUACGAAGACUAG
Molecule: messenger RNA, 3339 nt
Organism: Colletotrichum truncatum
Lineage: Eukaryota; Fungi; Ascomycota; Sordariomycetes; Glomerellales; Glomerellaceae
Source: RefSeq, a predicted model, not a curated record